Molecule: messenger RNA, 3126 nt
Organism: Paramecium tetraurelia
Lineage: Eukaryota; Ciliophora; Oligohymenophorea; Peniculida; Parameciidae
Exons: 2
Source: RefSeq, a predicted model, not a curated record
AUGUCCAACAUGCUAUCAGAACAAUUAAAAACUCAAUACAAGAGUAAAUCAGUCUAUUGGAGACAGGAAAAAGAAAAACUACUGCAAACUUUUCAGCCAAGGCAAAAUAACUCAUAAUCUUAAUAAAGAUCAAGAACUAGCGAAAGAAAAAGCAUUAUACGUAACUUAGUAGAUUCACUCUAUAAUCAAGGAACUCCUGAAAAGAACAAAUCAAUUUAUUAUCAAUUCUAGUCCCAAAUAACCUAAUAAAAGUAACAGUAAUAAUGUUAAAGUUCUGCCAAAAAAUAACAUACUGAUGAAUUGACUUUGUCUACUAUUAUCAAUAAAUAUUAAAGAUAAGUUGAAAAUUGUAAUUAAAAAUAAGUAGUAUACGAUCCAAUUGCUGAAUAAAUCAUAGAAUCAUUUUAAGAACUCAAAAAUAGGUCUGUCAAAAAGUCAGAAAUGCAAAAAUGCCAAUCCGAAUAGAAAAUUAUUGAAAAUAGUGCACACAAAUAGAAUAUAUUCAGUAGAAUUAAUCAAAUUAGAGAAUUUAUUGAUUAACAAUUGGGAACUAAUGCUGAUGAAUCUAAUAAAGAUAUUAAAUAUGAAAGUUAGUAUCAAUCAGAUGUUGAUUAAAGUUCAGGUAAUUUGAGAAACAAAUCAGUUGAAUUUAGGCAGUUCUUGGAUUAGAGAGUCAGUGUUGGAAGAGAUUCUACAAACAAUAGAUUGAAUCACAGAAUUAAUAGGCUUCGUUCUAUAAGAAGUUGUUAAACAUUGGAUGUUGGAAUUUAAGUUUCAUUGUAGGAUGAAAAUUUAAUGCAAUUAAAUUCCUAAAGAUAAAAAUAACAAUAAGAAAGUUAUUAAUAAUUUAAUGAUUAGAAUAAUUCAUAAUAAAAUUAUUAAUAAUAAAAAACAGAUAGAACCAACAAUUCAAGAAGAAAUAAUUAAGAAUAAUACGAGGUUUAAAAUACAUAAUAACAAACUUCCCCUUAAUAAUCACACAAUCCAUAUUAUUAGGUGGAAUAAUCAGUUACAUCAGAAUAUUAAUUACCCUUAUAAUAAAUGUUGCAACAACAAUAUUAAAAUGAGGAUUCAAUAUAAAAAUCUAAGAAUUCAGGAAGAAUGAGUAGAAGAAGUGAAUUCCUAUAAAAAGCUAGAUAUUCAACAAAUGUUAAUGAUGAGAAUAAGGAGAGAUUCUCUGUUAACAUCGAAGAAAUCAAGAAAGAAAGGUUUUCAGAAAAUGAAAGAUUCUCCGUAACCUCAAAUGAAAUUAAUGGUAAGGAUGGAAUCUUGGCCAAUUUAGAUUUUAACAAAGAAAGAUUUUCAGUAAGAUCAAACGAAUAAAAUGUUUAAAAUAAGGUUAGAAAUUCAAUUCAAUCCAAUUUUGAGGAAGAUUUUAAGGACAAGUUAAUAUUGAAAUUGAAUAAGGAGGAUGUGGCACUUCCAAUUUAACCCAGAUGUACAAAUAAGGAAAAUGUUGGAGAACCUUCUACAUAAAUAUCCAAGAUAAAUAAAAAUGACUAAGAGUAAAAAUUAGGAGAAAGGGCUGAGAAUAAGUUAAAUACUAUAGAAAUUCCAAAGAUUAUUCAAGCAUUAAAUUUUGAUAAUAUUGAGUUGAGUAAACCUUGUAAUGGAACUCAAAUUUCAGUAGAUACAAAUAGAUUCCAACUAGAAAUCUAGCAGAUUAUGGAAAAACAGAAUGAAACUUAAGAUGUCUAAUUGAAAUAAAAUGAGCUCAUAAAUAUUUAACAAGAUUUUGCUUUGACUACCAAUAGAUCUUAGUUGUCAGUUCCAAUUACAGAACCAACUUAUAUUCAAUUGAAUAAUUAGAUCAAUACAAAUUUUAUAAGGGUUGAAGAAGAGAUUGAAGCAGGCUAACCAGAUAUUAGGAUAAUUGAAAAUGCUACUGGAAUUACAGAAUGUAAUUUAUAAUAUUCAGAAGAUACAGCAAACUUAAGAAUUCCAACUUAGAUUAGUAAUAAUGAAGAAGUCAAAUUUAAACCAGAUUCUUAUGUAACCUGUGAUAUUUAAUUCUAAUAAAUUAAACAGGAUUAUCAAUAGUUAAAUUAAUUAUAAUCAACCUAAUCAAAUUAGAUGAAUUAAUCAUCAUUUGAGUAAUGGCUAUCAUAAACUGAUUAAAACAAGAGAAUAUUUAAUUUUAAUUGUUAAUCAUAAUAUUUUUAAAAAGAGAAGUGUGAUCAUAGUACAUAAAUUAACAAAAGUGAAUCUGAUUCAGAUGAAGAAAUUCAGUUCAUCAAGAAAAAAUAAUAGAAAUGUCAAUUUAAUUAAGGAGUUACAUUGUUAGUUAGAAAAAUCACAUCCAUUUUAAAAAUUAGACAGAUCAAAUCCUUUUAUGAAAUUAAAGAGUAUUCUUUACAUCAAUCUCAAUAAUAAUAACAAUAAUAGUUACAAUAAUUCAAAUCCUCUUUACACACUUAUCAAUCUCCAAUUGAGUCGCAAUACUCGUCUUAGUUUUAUUCAUAACAAUAAUCACUGACAUCUCUUCCCAUGCCUUCAGUGUAGACUUAGUUUGAUUUCGCUCCUUUAGUAACCAAAGAAUAGGCACCUUAAGCAACCAAAGAAUAGGCAGCUUAAGAGAAAAUAUCAAAUCUAUUGAAAACUAUAAUUGAAGAAACAGGCUCAGAUACAUUAAGAAUGUUGAAGAACAAAUCUAAUUUAUCUCCAGUUGCAAAGACUUCAGAAAAAAAAAGAUUAAAUAGCAGAAACAAUUCGAGAUUAAGGAUUUCCAAAAAAUGUUCAACAGCCUCAAUACUAACAUCAAUGUAAUCUCCAGUCUAAGAGAUAAAUGAUAGGAUAAAGGUCAAUUUUAUUUAAGAAAUGGGAUUGGAAUCACCAACCUAAAAACAUACUGAGCAUGCGGAAUUACAUGAUUGCAGUCCGAUAGCUGAGCCUAUGGAAUUUUAGGAUGUGUCAGUUUUGAUGAAAUAAAGGAGAGAAAUGAAGUAAAUUGCUGACUCCAAUAAUGGGAGCAACAUCAUAAAUAAUAGUUACAAUGAUUAGAGACAUUGCUAAAUUUUGUCUCAUCAUAUUGCAAUUCAAAAAGCAAAGAUUGCCAAAAAGUUUCAGCAAAUUCAUUAUAAAACAGCUGGGCAAUAGUAAUUUAGAAAAGAAAAUUAUUAAAUUUGA